Messenger RNA from Bactrocera neohumeralis, 1144 nucleotides. RefSeq names its product dual specificity phosphatase 29. Gene Ontology annotation, cellular component: cytoplasm. Gene Ontology annotation, biological process: negative regulation of MAPK cascade; protein dephosphorylation. Bases 327 to 1034 code for a protein of 235 amino acids. NCBI's taxonomy places the organism in Eukaryota, Metazoa, Arthropoda, Insecta, Diptera, Tephritidae. Gene Ontology annotation, molecular function: MAP kinase phosphatase activity; protein tyrosine/serine/threonine phosphatase activity. The record is from RefSeq and is a predicted model, not a curated record. The transcript has 6 exons.
AGCUAUUGUGCAAUUUAGUACCUAAAAGAACGUCAAAUAAGAUUUACAAUAAAGUGCCAAUAGCAGAAGUGAAUGACAUAUCAGGAUUUGACGUGUUUUAAUAAAUUAAUAAAUUUUUAAUAAGCCAACGUAAACAAACUUAACAAAACUCAAAAGUGUGAAAAGAAAUAAAUCGAUACUAUUUUAAUAUACAUACAUAUGUAUGUAUAAGCACAUAUGUUUAUGCAUUUACAAAAAUUUAUAACUAUUUGAAAUAUAAGGAUAUAUUGAAUUAUUGAGACGAUAACAAUCAAAUUAGCAACGCCAGCAACAAUAAAUUCAUCAAAAUGUCAUGGAGAUAUACGCCCCCCAAUGACAAGUAUAGCACCAAUAUUGGGGAAAGGUACAGUCCGUUGUAUUACCAGCCACCGAGUCGAUUGGAUAAUUCAGACCAAACUACAGGCCGUCAUUUGCAAAGAGUCCUAUAUUAUUCAAUGACGCCCUGCAGGAAUCUGACAGGGCUACGAAGAACAGAAUGCGCCUUACAUGAUGUUGACUGUGAUGAAGUAUAUCCUGGUAUUUACAUUGGUGAUGUAGCUGCGGCGAAAAACAAAUCAUUUCUGCGAAUGAUGGGCAUUACACAUGUGCUAAAUGCAGCUGAAGGUUGCCGCUACGGUCAAGUGGACACUGGUCAUAGUUACUAUCGCGAUAUGCCAAGCAUAAGAAGAAACAACAAAGAUACUAUUUUUAGAUAUAUGGGCUUCCCAAUGGUUGACGCACCUACAACAGACAUAUCCCGAUACUUUUAUGUCGCAGCGAAGUUUAUUGAUAGCGCAAUCAGCAGUGGAGGGAAAAUUCUAGUUCAUUGCUUAGUAGGCAUGUCAAGGUCCGCCACAUGCGUACUCGCUUACCUGAUGAUUUGCCGAAAAAUGACCGCCUCAGAUGCGAUACGAAAAGUUCGUAUGCGUCGCGAAAUUCGACCAAAUGAGGGAUUUCUGCAGCAAUUAGCGGAUUUGGAUAUGGAGCUUAAAAGGAACAAAAAUUAUCAAUACUGAGUUUUCAAAACUUCAUGACUACCUUUUUAAUACAAUAUUCGAACGUUUAGUACAACUGGCGAUAGAAUUUAGAAACACUAAUAAAUGUAUUCUAAAAUACUAAAAACUCA